Sinocyclocheilus rhinocerous is the source of this 2500-nucleotide messenger RNA. Its product is annotated as tyrosine-protein kinase fynb. Gene Ontology annotation, molecular function: ATP binding; protein tyrosine kinase activity; protein binding. Lineage: Eukaryota; Metazoa; Chordata; Actinopteri; Cypriniformes; Cyprinidae. The record is from RefSeq and is a predicted model, not a curated record. The transcript is spliced from 10 exons. The coding region runs from base 1 to 1395 and encodes 464 amino acids. Gene Ontology annotation, biological process: protein phosphorylation.
AUGGUGCUGAUGUCUCUCUCUCUCUCAGGCGUGACACUGUUUGUUGCUCUCUAUGAUUAUGAGGCCCGGACAGAAGAUGAUCUCAGUUUCAGGAAGGGAGAGAAGUUUCAAAUCAUCAACAGCACUGAGGGUGAUUGGUGGGACGCCCGAUCUCUCACUACAGGAGGAACCGGCUACAUUCCCAGCAAUUAUGUCGCCCCCGUGGACUCAAUCCAGGCUGAGGACUGGUAUUUUGGAAAGUUGGGCCGUAAGGAUGCAGAAAGGCAGCUUCUUUCCACAGGGAACCCGCGUGGCACCUACCUGAUCCGUGAGAGUGAAACCACUAAAGGUGCCUUUUCUUUGUCUAUCCGUGACUGGGACGAUGUGAAGGGGGACCACGUGAAACAUUAUAAAAUCCGUAAACUGGACAGUGGAGGAUAUUACAUCACCACUAGAGCUCAGUUUGAGACCCUUCAGCAGCUGGUCCAGCAUUACACGGAGCGGGCAGCGGGGCUUUGCUGUCGUUUGGUCGUCCCUUGCCACAAAGGGAUGCCAAGGCUCACUGACCUGUCUGUCAAAACCAAAGAUGUGUGGGAGAUUCCACGGGAGUCACUCCAACUCAUAAAGCGAUUGGGCAACGGCCAGUUCGGGGAGGUUUGGAUGGGCACGUGGAAUGGCAACACCAAAGUGGCUGUGAAGACCCUCAAGCCGGGAACCAUGUCUCCAGAGUCCUUCCUGGAGGAAGCGCAGAUCAUGAAGAAAUUACGACAUGAUAAACUAGUGCAGCUCUAUGCUGUCGUUUCUGAGGAGCCCAUCUAUAUCGUCACUGAGUAUAUGGGGAAAGGAAGCCUUCUAGAUUUCCUGAAGGACGGGGAGGGACGGGCACUCAAGCUGCCCAACCUCGUCGACAUGGCGGCCCAGGUGGCUGCAGGCAUGGCCUACAUCGAGCGGAUGAACUACAUUCACAGAGAUUUGCGCUCUGCUAACAUUCUGGUUGGUGAUAACCUGGUGUGUAAGAUCGCUGACUUUGGCCUGGCCAGACUCAUUGAAGACAAUGAGUACACUGCCCGACAAGGGGCAAAAUUCCCUAUUAAGUGGACGGCUCCUGAAGCAGCUCUGUAUGGGAAGUUCACCAUUAAAUCCGAUGUUUGGUCUUUUGGAAUCCUGCUUACGGAGCUGGUCACUAAAGGCAGAGUUCCAUAUCCAGGGAUGAAUAACAGAGAGGUACUGGAACAAGUGGAGCGUGGCUACCGGAUGCCGAGUCCCCAGGACUGCCCGAGCUCUUUUCACGAGCUGAUGGUUCAGUGCUGGAAGAAGGACGCAGAAGAGCGGCCCACUUUCGAGUACCUGCAGGCCUUCCUUGAGGAUUACUUCACCGCAACCGAACCUCAAUAUCAGCCCGGAGACAACCUCUAAACCCAGCCUCCUGGGCUCACCCUGACCUCAUCCUCCCUGGGCCGUCCCAAGUGGCCUCGACUCCAUCCUGACUGGAGGCAUGUACAGCUUCAUGAGUUCACCUAAGCUCCUGUUACUCCCCUGCGGCUCCACGCCCUAUUUGCCCGAAGACUGAACCGUUUGCACAGACUUUCACUUGAGAGGUGUACACAUGAGCGAGCUGGGGAGGCAAACAGGGGGAAUUGUGGGUAAAGCUGGAAGGGGGAAGACGUGGAAAGGCUUUUGUUCAGAGUUGUGGCCAUAACAUUAUAAUGAUAAGAAAUGAUGCCUGUAUUCAGUGUAAAUACGAGAUGCUUGUUUGUUUGAUUUUUUUUUUUUUCAUUCAUGUUUUUUGUUUUGUUAAAGCCCCGCUCAUCUUUUUGUGCUGCUUCGCAAAGUAGCAAUUUUGGUCGCGUCGAGGAACCCGUUCUUCAUGAAGGAUAAAGCAGACAUCUAUGAAGGGUUUAGGUGUGUGUCAGUGCAUAAAACUCUUGUAAUAUUUAAGUUUUGAGAAUGUUUGUGGUUUAUUCAUUCUCUCCUCUUCUGAUGAGAUCAUGUUCCAGAUGGAGGAAUAAAGAUUCAGUCUUUAUUAUUCUAGUGGUUUUUAAAUAUCUCGACCUUCAAGAGAAAUUGAUUUGUCAUAUUUUCUUGAACUUAUUUAUUUUUUAUUUUACAGUGCAGAAGAUACUAAAUUGAGUUGACAUUUUGUUAAUCUCUGAGAAUUGUGCCCUCUCCGAAUUAUUAGAUGUCAACCUAAUGUAACAAAAAAUUAUUUUACACAUAAUGUACAUUUUUGUAUUUCUAGCCAAAUGUUAAAGACUGCCAUAUGUCAGUAUAUCUCCACAAACAAAAUGCAUUGUGUUUAGUUUUCCAGCGACCAGCUCUCUCUCUCUCUCUCUCUCUCUCUCUCUCUCUCUCGCUCUUCUGCUCAUCAGAACCUCUUUAAAACCCCUCACCAACAUUUCAUUUGGUUUAACAGUAUCGUAAGUGUCAGUAAUCACCUCAAAAUAGCCAUUCCCAUUUUUUUAACAUGCCAUUUUGUUAACAUUUCCAAUUUGGAAAUAAAAAUACAAUAUUUUACACUCUU